Molecule: messenger RNA, 942 nt
Organism: Aureococcus anophagefferens
Lineage: Eukaryota; Pelagophyceae; Pelagomonadales; Pelagomonadaceae
Exons: 2
Coding region: 1-942 (313 amino acids)
Biological process (GO): DNA repair; DNA-templated DNA replication
Cellular component (GO): nucleus; DNA replication factor C complex
Molecular function (GO): ATP binding; DNA clamp loader activity; DNA binding
Source: RefSeq, a predicted model, not a curated record
AUGGCGCCCUCGGCGGAGGCUCCGUGGGUCGAGAAGUCCGACGUCGUCGGCAACGAGGAGACGAUCUCGAAGCUGCGGGCCGUCGUCGCCGGCGGGAACAUGCCGAACAUCAUCCUGAGCGGCCCGCCGGGCACGGGGAAGACGACGAGCAUGCUGUGCCUCGCGCGGGAGAUGCUCGGCGCCAACUACAAGGAGGCCGUGCUCGAGAUGAACGCGUCGGACGAGCGCGGGAUCAUGGUCGUCCGCGACAAGAUCAAGAUGUUCGCGAAGAAGAAGGUGAACCUGCCACCGGGGGCCCACAAGCUCGUCAUCCUCGACGAGGCCGACUCCAUGACGGCGGCGGCGCAGCAGGCCAUGCGCCGCACCAUGGAGCUCUUCUCGGGCACGACGCGGUUCGCGCUCGCGUGCAACACGUCCUCGAAGAUCUCCGAGCCCAUCCAGAGCCGCUGCGCGAUCCUGCGCUUCACGCGCCUCAGCGACAAGGAGUUGCUGAAGCGCCUGACCCACGUCUGCGGCGCCGAGGGCGUCGCGGCGACGGACGGCGGCCUCGAGGCGCUCAUCUUCACGGCCGAGGGCGACAUGCGCAACGCGCUCAACAACCUCCAGUCGACGCACAGCGGCUUCGGCGCCGUCGACGAGCAGAGCGUCUUCAAGGUCUGCGACCAGCCCCACCCCCACGUCGCGCGGAAGAUCCUCGACGACUGCGCGAAGCGCGACCUCGACGCGGCCGUCGCGGGCAUCGCGGGCCUCCACGCGACGGGCUACGCCGCCGUCGACAUCGUCGCGACGCUCUUCAAGGUCAUCAAGAUGCACCCCAUGCCCGAGGCCGACCAGCUCAAGUUCAUCAAGGAGAUCGGCUUCGCGCACACGCGCGUCAUCGACGGCUGCGCGACGCUCACGCAGCUCACGGGCCUCGUCGCGCGCCUCACGCAGCUCGACUAA